This is a messenger RNA of Wyeomyia smithii (pitcher-plant mosquito), 1349 nucleotides long. RefSeq names its product probable pseudouridine-5'-phosphatase. Gene Ontology annotation, molecular function: phosphatase activity. The transcript is spliced from 6 exons. NCBI's taxonomy places the organism in Eukaryota, Metazoa, Arthropoda, Insecta, Diptera, Culicidae. The record is from RefSeq and is a predicted model, not a curated record. The coding region runs from base 184 to 1143 and encodes 319 amino acids.
GUAUGGGGGAAGGAAGAUAAAAAAAAAACAAAUGUUAAAGUGCUAAUCAGUAGGGUGGAAAGUGCUUAUCAGUUUUCCGCUCAACGCUGCCGGCUUACCUUGCAGAAAAUAUUUCUGCAUUGUUAACUACGCUGCCACUAUUCUCAUCCAUCCAAGAAAGCUUUCCUAACAACGCUGCGAAAAAUGAGCCGUCUGUUCAGUACUAGUUCGGCCCUCGGCGCGACUGCAAGCAAAAUGGCUAGUAAUUUUCGGAAAGUAACCCAUUGCAUCUUCGACAUGGAUGGAUUACUGCUGGACACCGAGAUCCUGUACACGGAGCUUACGCAGAGUGUUGCCGACCCGUACGGUAAAACGUACACCUGGGACGUGAAGCAGUCCAUAAUGGGAUUGCAGCGAGAGGCGGCCGCCGUUGCAAUCAUAGAGGCCCUGGACCUGCCACUGACACCGGAGGAGUACAUUGAGAUCACGACGAAAAAAAUCAACGAAAUAAUGCCCAACUGCAGCCUGAUGCCAGAUACAGAGAAAAUCUACGAGAAAAUUUUUCGAGAAAUAAUCAAAUCGUACAACUCGACCUACCCGUGGGCCACCCGGCUUAAGAUCCUUGGUACGACCGAACAGAGAACCGUCUCGAUCAUAGUGAACGAUCUGAAGCUGUCCUGUACAGUGGAUGAGUUUUUGAAAACGUUCCGCGAGAAACAGCUAGUGGAUCUCGAAGGCGCUUCUCUCAUGGGAGGUGCCGCGCGUCUAGUACGCCAUCUGCAUCAGAACAACAUUCCUAUUGCGGUGGCAACUAGCUCGAGUGCGGAGUCGUACGAGGUAAAAACACGGAAGCACCUAGAACUAUUCGAUCUCUUCCACCACAAAGUAACCGGUUCAUCCGAUCCAGAAGUCAAACAGGGUAAGCCAGCUCCAGAUAUAUUCCUGAUAGCUGCCUCGCGUUUUCCUACGAAACCCAAUCCAGAAGAGUGCCUUGUUUUCGAAGACGCCCCCAACGGAGUGACGGCCGGUCGGGCCGCCGGAAUGCAGGUGGUGAUGGUUCCCGAUCCUCACAUAGAGGAAGAACAGCGAAAGCAUGCAACGUUGGUGCUAAAUUCCCUAGAGGAGUUUCAACCGGAAUUGUUUGGACUGCCCGCCUUCAAGUAAUAGGAUAGGAUCGCAUCGAAGCGAGUUCUCCUAGCGAGAAGGGUAAGAGUUUCGGAACGGCGACGGAUUUGUGCACUUUGGCACCGAGACGAUGUCGGCGUUUGUUAGUUCGUACAAAGUCAUGAUACCCACCUUCGAAGUUGGUAUGCAUCGGCAAUAGGUGUAACAGAAUUAUUUUAAAUGUGAGUAGAGUAACACUAUUAAAA